AUGUUCCCCAUUCCGCCAGCCACAUUCGUGCACCAAUUUCCGUUAUUUCCUGCAACCUGUUGUUCGGAUAGUACCGGAUUCUUUAAGGGCCUAGCACUUCCGGUAUCGCCUCUCACUAUUGCUUCCACCCCAACUGCUUUAACAACCCGGAGAGAUUUUGUUGUUCUCCGGCAGCCUUGGCGCCAGUUGGUGGUCGCUCUCUCGCUUUCCUUUCGAACACCCGGAAUGUUGCUUUCCUGUUUGUUUGAUCAACCAACCUGGGGUGGUGUUGCGUUCCUCCGUGCGUGGCGUGUGCGGUGUUGCUGUUUUCAGGACUGCACAGUCAGUUUGCGCGUUUAG
Molecule: messenger RNA, 339 nt
Organism: Trypanosoma brucei brucei TREU927
Lineage: Eukaryota; Euglenozoa; Kinetoplastea; Trypanosomatida; Trypanosomatidae
Exons: 1
Coding region: 1-339 (112 amino acids)
Source: RefSeq, a predicted model, not a curated record